Molecule: messenger RNA, 1521 nt
Organism: Papilio polytes (common Mormon)
Lineage: Eukaryota; Metazoa; Arthropoda; Insecta; Lepidoptera; Papilionidae
Gene: TAR2
Product: probable G-protein coupled receptor No18
Exons: 5
Coding region: 1-1473 (490 amino acids)
Biological process (GO): adenylate cyclase-activating adrenergic receptor signaling pathway
Cellular component (GO): membrane
Molecular function (GO): G protein-coupled receptor activity
Source: RefSeq, a predicted model, not a curated record
AUGAGAAAAUGUCAUUCAAUCAACAUAACACUGCGAAAAGAAGAGAAUAGUCACAUGAUAUCCGUAGCAGAUUUUGAAAUCAUAGAAAAUAUAAAAUGGAACGAAUCCCAAGAUAUAGGAUCGGAAAUAUAUAUAGAAAAUACAGAAGAAAAUUACAAUAUAACAAAAAACGUUUACCAAAUAGUAACAAAUGUAGAUGAAAAUAAAUUGGCAAAUGAUAUUUGUAAUAUUACUAAUAAUACAGAUGUAACAGAAUUAAUUUGUAAUGGAAAUGAAUAUGAUAAUUUUGAAAUAGCUGUGGUAAUAAUAUUAUUUCUAUUAAUAGUAGUAACAGUGAUUGGUAACACCUUGAUAAUAUCAGCAGUGGUUACUACGAAGAGGUUAAGAACAGUCACUAAUUGUUUUGUGACCAGUUUAGCGGUUGCUGAUCUUCUUGUUGGCAUAUUUGUAAUGCCACCAGCUAUUGCAGUUCACAUAACUGGUAAAUGGGAACUGGGUUGGAUUCUAUGUGACAUUUGGAUAAGCUUGGAUAUACUGUUAUGCACCGCAUCGAUUCUAUCUCUCUGCGCGAUCAGUGUCGAUCGAUAUCUGGCAGUUACGCGGCCACUGACAUAUUCGAGACGACGAAGAUCGAAGAAACUGGCACUUACAAUGAUAUUCUUUGUGUGGAUUUCUGCUGGCGCGAUUACUUGUCCGCCUAUGUUUGGAUGGUAUGAACCUGAUCAUAAUCAAGGAGGAGUAUGCCGGUACAAUCAGAAUCCGGGAUACGUGGUCUUCUCAGCUAUGGGCUCAUUCUUCUUACCUAUGGCUGUGAUGGUGUAUGUGUAUGCUAGAAUAUCUUGCGUGGUAGCAAGAAGACAUCAGCAGCUAUCAAGCACUAGUAAAUGUAGUAAGAAAGGAAAACUGUCCUGCGUGAAAUCUGAAUCGGAUUCAGGUUCGGACAAGUUGUCUUUGAGACAAAGCGCAUCUAAACAGCCGUCGAAGAAUUCGACUCAGCAAAGCGAAUCUUCAACACAAACUGAACCUAAAUGUCCGUGCUGUUUCAACGCCGCGAAGAAGUCCAGAUCGAAAAAUUACAAAUUAAACCAAGAAAGGGAAUCUAGAUUUUACAAUGAGGUUACUUUUAAAGCUAAUUUUAAAUAUAAAAAUACCGGUAGACAUAGAAAUCAUUCUAUGAAAGAUCAUAUUGAAAAUAAUAGAGUAUCUUCUUUAAGAAGGGAGACAAAGACAGCUCAAACUUUAAGUCUAGUAGUUGGUGGUUUCGUCGCGUGUUGGUUACCAUUUUUCUUAUAUUAUAUUUUAACUCCGUUUAUAUCUAUAGAAUAUGUAAAUCCUGUAUUAAUGUACAUACUAACGUGGUUGGGAUGGUUUAAUUCAGCAAUCAAUCCUUUUAUUUAUGCAUUUUAUUCGCCAGAUUUUAGACUAGCGUUUUGGAGACUUACUUUCAAGAAAUGCAAACGAAAUAAACGCUAAAAUGUAAUAGCAUAAAGUUCAGAAUACAACGAUAGUCGGUUGUAUUAU